Molecule: messenger RNA, 2028 nt
Organism: Octopus sinensis (East Asian common octopus)
Lineage: Eukaryota; Metazoa; Mollusca; Cephalopoda; Octopoda; Octopodidae
Product: atrial natriuretic peptide receptor 3-like
Exons: 2
Coding region: 532-1377 (281 amino acids)
Molecular function (GO): peptide hormone binding; signaling receptor activity
Source: RefSeq, a predicted model, not a curated record
AGAGAGAGAGAGAGAGGAGAGAGAAAGGAAGAGAGUGAAUUGGAGGGAGGAGUGAUUAAAUAAGUUUCGACAAGAAGUAGUUAUAAGAAAAACAACAGUGACAAUAACAGGGAAUAAUGCUAAGUAUAAUCACAGCAUCAUCGUUAUCAUCAUCAUCAUCAUCAUCAUCAUCAUUAUUACCAUAAUCCCCAUUGUCGUCAUCGUUAUCAUCAUCACUAUGAAAUUCAGAAGUACAUAUAUUGCCCGUAAUAGCCAAAACACAAGACCUGUACUACCUUCAUCAUUAUCAUUAUAAUUUUUGUAGUCAUCAUCAUCAUCAUCAUCAUCAUCAUCAUCAUCAUCAUCAACAUCAUCAACUUAUACAUUAUUACAACAGUACACUGACUCACUGAAUUAUCCAAGUUUAUUUGAUGUCUAGAGAAAGAAAGAGGAUGAAAAAUAUAAAGAGAUGAAUAAUAUAAAGCUAUAUAAGCAUAACAAGACAAAACAUUUGUUGCUGGACUUAGUCUAGUAAUUGUUCGGAUUAAUGAGAUGGAGAAGGAGAAACACACCUGGAUUUUUAUCUACCUGACGUUACAAACUUACUUAUAUUUUACGGAACCUUUUCAAACGGAGCCGCGUCGCCACAGGUUCGGGAAACGUGAUAAUAGCGCUACGCAUAAUGACACGGUAGAUUUAAAUGUUACAGAAGUUCGAAUCGCUGUGUUGGUAUCAACAAAUAAUAGUUUGAUGUUUUCUAUAGAUCGAAUUUCUCCAGCUAUCGAUUUAGCGAUAGAAAAAGUCAUGCACUCAGGUAAUUUAAGGUCAAUUCGUAUCAAGGUGAACUACCAUGGGGUCACAUGCGAUGCGACACAACCCCCACUGGCUGCUUUUAAAUUCUAUAUGAACAAUGAAGUCGAUAUAUUCUUCGGCCCUGUUUGUGAAUAUGCUCUGGCUCCAGUCAGUCGCUAUUCUUUCUAUUGGAAUAUACCAGUGAUUAGUCCGGGAGGUAUGGCUCAUGAUUUCCAAGAUAAAACUGAGUUUGGAAGUCUCACUCGAGUUGGAAUUACUUUCAAUGGUCUGAGCGAUUCACUACUCAGUAUAUUUCGUUAUUACAACUGGAGAAAAGUUUACGUUCUUUACAACAGCAACGGAUUGGAUACCAUUACGUUUAGGUUUUGCUUUUUCACUGUAUCAGCUCUUGCUUUCCAGUUAACGAAGGAAAAUAUAUCAUAUCAUUUUCACAUUCUCGAGAAUGGUGGAUUAAAUAUAAAGGAUGUUUUAUUAAAAGGAAUCAGUACAGAUAUAGCAGGUAAGCUGUUUACUUUUGGAGCAUGGCAUAGUUGUAUCUUUCGUGAUGAGCUUUUUUUGUUGUUAUCUUUCUUCUCUGUUCUAUAAUAAAUGCAACACUAUUAAUUACCUCUAUGAGCUUAAGAUGAGAGAAUUUGUACUCGGAGUUCGAUGUUGUAUGUAUUUGACAAUAGAACUUUUAAGUUUGUACUGGUUCACAAGUUUUCUGUUCAUUAUUUCAAAGUCUCUACUAUAUCUGUGAGCAAGGGUGCUCUACUAUUUUGCUUUUCUACCUAACCAUUGGUUGCUGUUUGGCAACCUUCACAUAUAAUAUUUAUUAUUGGAUGUUUUUUUUUACAAGUCUUAGGAUAAAAUAAUGGUAACAGUCAUAGACACCUACAUUGCUGUAAUUUUUCCCGUCUUUGUGACUGAAUGUGCACGUUUCACUGAUUCGAGGUCAUGUACUAUAGGAAAGGAGUAUGGUUGGUUUGAAUGAACUUUGGACGUGGAUGGUUCUUAAUUUAUGAACAAUAAAAUGAUAGUAAAAAUCCACCUCCUCCAAAAAAAAAAAAAAUCAAAGUAGACAAUGGCGGGAUUCGAAGUUCGAAUUUAAAGGGACAUAACCAAAUAGCACAAGACGUUAUAUUUUAUUUUUCUAUUAAUGUUAUUAAGCUAGACAGAAUUUCUGUUUGUAACUGUUAAUAACCCUAUUUCUCGCUAUACAUACAUACAUACAUACAUACAUACAUACAUACAUAC